Messenger RNA from Venustampulla echinocandica, 1437 nucleotides. Its product is annotated as Centromere binding protein CBF5. Gene Ontology annotation, biological process: rRNA pseudouridine synthesis; box H/ACA sno(s)RNA 3'-end processing; mRNA pseudouridine synthesis. NCBI's taxonomy places the organism in Eukaryota, Fungi, Ascomycota, Leotiomycetes, Helotiales, Pleuroascaceae. Bases 1 to 1437 code for a protein of 478 amino acids. The record is from RefSeq and is a predicted model, not a curated record. Gene Ontology annotation, cellular component: box H/ACA snoRNP complex. Gene Ontology annotation, molecular function: RNA binding; pseudouridine synthase activity. The transcript is spliced from 4 exons.
AUGGCCUUAGUAGCGGCCUCAAAAGAGGUGGAUUAUACCAUCAAGCCAGAAUCCACCACCCCCGCUGUCGACACCAGCGACUGGCCAUUGCUCCUCAAGAACUAUAACAAUUUACUUGUUCGCACCGGCCACUUCACACCGAUUCCAAAUGGAUGUACGCCACUCAAGCGGGACCUCAAAUCAUACAUCAGCUCUGGUGUGAUCAACCUCGACAAGCCCUCCAACCCCUCCAGUCACGAAGUUGUCGCAUGGGUGAAGCGCAUGUUAAGAGUCGAGAAAACCGGACACAGUGGUACCCUUGAUCCCAAGGUGACAGGAUGCCUGAUCGUCUGCAUUGACCGCGCAACAAGACUUGUGAAGUCGCAACAAGGAGCCGGAAAGGAGUAUGUGUGUGUUAUCCGAAUGCACGAUAAACUUCCUGGCGGGGAAGCUCAGUUUGCGCGCGCUCUGGAGACUUUGACUGGUGCCCUGUUCCAGCGACCUCCUCUGAUCUCGGCUGUUAAGCGUCAAUUGCGUAUCCGGACAAUCCACGAGAGCAAACUGUAUGAGUUCGAUAAUGACCGACACUUGGGCGUCUUCUGGGUCAGCUGUGAGGCCGGCACGUAUAUCCGUACGCUUUGUGUGCAUCUUGGGCUGUUGCUUGGUGUUGGAGCACAUAUGCAGGAACUGCGCCGAGUGAGGAGUGGAGCAAUGGAGGAGGGUACGGAUAUGGUCACACUACAUGAUGUCCUGGAUGCACAGUGGAUGCAGGAUAACACCCGGGAUGAGUCGUAUCUGAGGAAGGUCAUCUCCCCAUUGGAGACUCUUCUCACCACAUACAAGCGAAUUGUCGUCAAGGACAGCGCAGUCAAUGCUGUGUGUUAUGGUGCCAAGUUGAUGAUUCCAGGAUUGCUCAGAUAUGAGGCCGGUAUCGAAGUCCACGAGGAGGUUGUCCUCAUGACCACAAAGGGUGAAGCAAUUGCCCUCGGCAUCGCUCAAAUGUCCACCGUCGAACUGUCAACCUGCGAUCAUGGCGUCGUUGCCAAGGUCAAGCGUUGUAUCAUGGAGCGUGACCUCUACCCCCGAAGAUGGGGACUCGGUCCCGUCGCUCUGGAGAAGAAGAAGAUGAAGGCUGAUGGAAAACUCGACAAAUACGGCCGACCAAACGAAGCCACGCCAGCCAAGUGGAACACCGAGUAUCAAGAUUUUAACGCUCCUCUUGAGGGAGGCGCUGCUCCAGUUGCUGAGGUCACUUCCAAGGAGGAUGUUCUGUCUGCACCGGCCAUCCCAGCCGUCGAUGCUGACACAUCAAUCAUCACCAACGGAGCAGAAGAGAGUGACAAGAAGAGGAAGAGACAUGAGGGCGAGACAGCAGAGGAGAAGGCCGAGAGAAAAAGACUGAAGAAGGAGAAGAAAGAGAAGAAGAAGGGAAAGAAGGAAGAGAGUGAUAGCGAGUAA